Messenger RNA from Clarias gariepinus (North African catfish), 1559 nucleotides. It is a transcript of the gene cfap36, whose product is annotated as cilia and flagella associated protein 36. The coding region runs from base 146 to 1249 and encodes 367 amino acids. The transcript has 10 exons. NCBI's taxonomy places the organism in Eukaryota, Metazoa, Chordata, Actinopteri, Siluriformes, Clariidae. Gene Ontology annotation, cellular component: axoneme; ciliary base. The record is from RefSeq and is a predicted model, not a curated record.
CACAGUGUUGUUUUGGCCAGCUCCUGUACUUUUCUCCAGCAGGAGGGUAAUGUCGGAGGGGAUUUAACACUGCGCUGAUAGAGCUGUUAGAGAGAGAGAGAGAUAAACAGAUAGAGAGAGAGAGAGGGAAGUGUUGGAGUUGGUCAUGGCGGAGGACAGUGAGUGGGUGGUGGAGAGCAUGGCUGGGUACCUGAGCAGCCCUGACUGGCUCAUACCUCUCACUGACUUCAUGGAAAAUAAAUGCUCAGUGUUCGACGAGGAGGAGGAAAAUAAAUUAUCCUACACGGAAAUCCAUCAGCAAUACAAGCAACUGGUAGAGAAGCUGUUAGAAAACUACAUGCAGGAGGUCGGCAUUAGCGAGCAGCAGUUUCUGGACGCCUGCUCGUCUCCAAUCGCCAAGUCGAAAACCGUACAAGCUCUGUUCCAACCGGUGCUGGCCACCAAUGACUUUCAGAUGUUUCGCUCGCUGAUGGUGCAAAAGAACGUGGAGCUGCAGCUUCAGGCCCUGCGCGUCAUCAAGGAGAGGAACGGAGCUCUACCGGAAUGUUUGACCGACGGCACGGACGUGAUGAGCGAACUGGAGCAGCAGGAGAUGCAGAUCCUCCAGGAGGUUCUCAAGCGAUCGAAAGAGGAGUACGACGAGGAGAUCGCUCGCAGGGAGCGCUUCACGCAGCAGGUCAGCUCCGCGUCCUCCAGCCUCCACGAGGAACCAGCGAGAAACGGGUCUGACCCUCAGGCCGCCGGCCACACCCCCGCCCAGCCAAUCAACAGCCUCAAUGCGAACGAGGACAAGGUGAUUACUGAGCGAAGUUUAGCCAGUGCGUCUUCGAAAGCUUCUGAUAAUUGUAGCACGGAGACGAAGACGCUACCAGCAGUCCGAGUGCCUGUUAAGGGUCCUGCGCCACCGCCGGCGUCGUCUCGGGAGAAAAGCGCCAACCAGUCAGCGGAGAGCUGGUUAGAGGAGGCACGCAAGGAAGCGGGAAUCUCCAAACCGUUUAGAGAGCUGACGGCGGCGCAGCAGGAGCAGCUGCAGCAGAGAGCCGAGUAUCUGAGGCAGCAGAGGGACAAACUGCAGGCGCUGAAGAAAGAGCAGAAAGGAAAAUCCGCAAGCGUAGAAAAGGAGGAAACCCCCUCCCCGACCCCGACGCCCACACCCCCGACACCGGAAAUCUCGGUCGAGGAGAAGAAGAAGCUGCAGAAGAGGAAACACCUGGCUGAGAAACUGAAAGAAGAAGUUAUUAGGAAGUAAUGAUGAUGAUGAUGAUGAUGAUGGUGAUAAAGAUUUUGCGCAUGAAGAAGACUGAAAUAAAUCCACAGAAACAAACCAAGAACAGGAAAACAUCCAUGAUACAAUAAUGAUGCCAUAUGGAAUAAUACGAUAUAAUAAUAUACGGUACGAUACAAUAAUGUAUGGUAUGGUAUGAUACAGUAUGAUAUGAUGUGAUACAGUACGAUAUGAUACAAUACGAUAUGAUAUAGUAUGAUGAGCAAUAUGAUACGAUAUGAUAUGAUAUAAACUCAUUAAAGUGUAUCUUCUUUAAUAAACUCUGUUUUAUACA